ACACAGCCAGCCUUGGACGCCUUCUCCUGAUCCCUGCUCACUGAUCUGCCAAAUGCACAGAGUCUGCUCAACAUGCUGAUAUAUUAUAAGCUCGCAGUCGCCUGAUCACUUCGACUGCUUGCACUCCACCUACUCACCUCCCACCUCUCACAAUCGUAGACCAUAUCCACGAUGGCGAACCAAUCUGGACUAUGGCAGAAGCGCGUGCUUGUGCCGUUCUGGAUCGUGCGAAUCUGCAUCAUGCUGUUUCUUAUUGGAGUUUACGCAUAUGCGCUCCGAGCAGUUGAUGGUCUCGGGCAGCUCGCAAAGCCGGCUAUUGCGAGCAUUAUAGUCUUCCUGCUCUUCAUCGUCAUCUGCCUACUCAUCGACAUCCUUGCUAUCGUGCUGUUCAUGCGCGACGCGCUGAAGCCCGGGACAUUCCUGACCAUGAAUUGUUUCCAGACCGGUUUCUUUGGGGGUAUCUUAAUCAUGGAUCUUGUAGCUGUUGUGAAAGGAACUAGCUCGGCUGGCAUUGGAUUCAGCGUCUUUAUCUUCUUUUCCUUCCUAAGCCUCCUCAUCUACUCGGCGGUCGGCUACCACCGCGCGAAGAAGCAAGCCCAGCGAGGCAACUAUGCUGCAGCACAUAACCCAGCCAUGUACAAUCCCGCUGUACCCACCGCAUACCCCCCGCAGUAUCAGGUUCCUUCGCCUUAUCAAGAGACUGCAAAUCACGGGCAGAAAGCUGCGCCCAUCGAGCUUCAGCACGAUCAAUACCUGCCACCAUACCAGGCGCAUGACGCAACAACCGACUAUCACAAUCAGCAACCGCUAAAACCAGCGCACAUGGCCUAACUGCAAUAGUCACACAGAUCUGACAAAUGACCAC
This is a messenger RNA of Didymella exigua CBS 183.55, 865 nucleotides long. RefSeq lists its product as uncharacterized. The coding region runs from base 172 to 831 and encodes 219 amino acids. Lineage: Eukaryota; Fungi; Ascomycota; Dothideomycetes; Pleosporales; Didymellaceae. The transcript is spliced from 3 exons. The record is from RefSeq and is a predicted model, not a curated record.